GCCUGCGCUGCCAGCCCGCCGUGCCCGGCCUCUGCCCCACCAUGAGCACCACUGUCCGGCAGUUCUCCUCCUCCACCUCCCUCAAGAGCCUGGGGGGCGGCUCCAGCAGGCUGUCCUGCGGCCGGGCGGCGGGCUACCGGGCCCCCAGCGUCCACGGCGGCUCCAGCAGCUACUCCAUCUCCUCCCGCAUCGUCUCGGGGCUCGGCGCCGGCUAUGGGGGCGGCUACUGCGGCAGCGUUGGAGGGGGCCUCGGCGGGGGCUUCGGGGCCGGCUAUGGGGCCAGCUAUGGGGCCGGCUUCGGGAGCGGCUUCGGGGCCGGCUUUGGAGGCGGCUUCGGGGGCGGCGAUGGCAUCCUCCCGGCCGGCGAGAAGGAGACGAUGCAGAACCUCAACGACCGCCUGGCCGUCUACCUGGACAAGGUGCGCGCCCUGGAGGAGGCCAACACCGACCUGGAGGUGAAGAUCAGGGAGUGGUACAAGAAGCAGGGGCCCGGCCCCGAGCGCGACUACAGCCCCUACUACCGGACCAUCGAGGAGCUGCGCAGCAAGAUUCUUGCUGCAACUGUUGAGAAUGCCAACAUUGUCCUGCAGAUUGACAAUGCCAGGCUGGCAGCCGAUGACUUCAGGACCAAGUUUGAGACGGAGCAGGCCCUGCGCAUGAGCGUGGAGGCCGACAUCAACGGGCUGCGCAGGGUGCUGGAUGAGCUGACCCUGUCCAGGGCCGACCUGGAGAUGCAGAUCGAGAACCUGAAGGAGGAGCUGGCCUACCUGAAGAAGAACCACGAGGAGGAAAUGAACGCGCUGCGCGGACAGGUGGGAGGAGAGAUCAGCGUGGAGAUGGACGCGGCUCCCGGCAUCGACCUCACCAAGAUCCUGGCCGAGAUGCGGGAGCAGUACGAGAGCCUGGCAGAGAAGAACCGCAGGGACGCCGAGCAGUGGUUCUUCAGCAAGACGGAGGAGCUGAACCGCGAGGUGGCCAUCAACACGGAGCAGCUGCAGAGCGGCAAGACGGAGAUCACGGAGCUGCGCCGCACCAUCCAGAGCCUGGAGAUCGACCUGCAGUCCCAGCUCAGCACGAAAGCAGCACUGGAGGGCACCCUGGCCGACACCGAGGCGCGCUACGGCACCCAGCUGGCCCAGCUGCAGGCGCUGAUCACCAGCGUGGAGGAGCAGCUGGCCGAGCUGCGCUGUGACAUGGAGCGCCAGAACCACGAGUACCGGGUGCUGCUGGACGUCAAGAGCCGCCUGGAGCAGGAGAUCGCCACGUACCGCCGGCUGCUGGAGGGCGAGGACGCCCAGUGCGUGGG
Lagopus leucura (white-tailed ptarmigan) is the source of this 1306-nucleotide messenger RNA. Its product is annotated as keratin, type I cytoskeletal 14. The annotation marks the transcript as partial. Gene Ontology annotation, cellular component: keratin filament. NCBI's taxonomy places the organism in Eukaryota, Metazoa, Chordata, Aves, Galliformes, Phasianidae. Gene Ontology annotation, molecular function: structural molecule activity. The record is from RefSeq and is a predicted model, not a curated record. The transcript is spliced from 6 exons.